This is a messenger RNA of Drosophila gunungcola (fruit fly), 1270 nucleotides long. RefSeq names its product mitochondrial 2-oxoglutarate/malate carrier protein. The transcript has a single exon. Gene Ontology annotation, molecular function: sulfate transmembrane transporter activity; oxaloacetate transmembrane transporter activity; antiporter activity. Bases 69 to 974 code for a protein of 301 amino acids. Gene Ontology annotation, biological process: oxaloacetate transport; succinate transmembrane transport; phosphate ion transmembrane transport. Lineage: Eukaryota; Metazoa; Arthropoda; Insecta; Diptera; Drosophilidae. The record is from RefSeq and is a predicted model, not a curated record.
AUUCGAGCAAAGAGUGUCAUUCUAAGCCUUUUAAUAUUUUUACAAAUUUAAAAUUUCUUAUUAACGUCAUGGCGUACAAAGUUGAGAAAAAGUCUGUUCCCGGCUAUAUGAUGUAUAUCAAUGGUGGUCUGGCCGGGAUGAUGGGCACCUGCAUUGUGCAGCCGUUGGAUUUGGUGAAGACUCGGAUGCAGAUAUCUGCGACCACGAGAGAGUACAAGAGUUCCCUUGACUGUCUGAUGAAAACAUUCAAGAACGAGGGUUUCGUGGCCCUAUACAAUGGCUUGAGUGCAGGGCUGGUGAGACAGGCCACCUAUACGACGGCUCGCAUGGGGUUCUACCAAAUGGAGAACGAGGCGUAUCGCAAAAGGUUCAAUGCACCGCCCACUGUUUUGGCCAGUAUGGGCAUGGGCGUCCUGGCGGGAGCCUUCGGAGGAAUGAUUGGCAAUCCGGCGGAGUUGGCUCUGAUCCGGAUGAUGUCCGAUAACCGCUUGCCGCCGGCGGAGAGGCGAAACUACAAGAACGUGGUCGACGCCUUCGUGAGGAUCGUAAAGGAGGAGGGCGUGACCAGCCUCUGGAAGGGCUGUACGCCCACUGUGGGUCGAGCCAUGGUCGUGAACAUGGUGCAGCUGGCCUCGUACUCCCAGCUGAAGGGUAUCUUUGCCCAGUAUGUCUCUGGCCUUCCGCUCCACAUCAGCGCAGCCAUGAUGUCCGGUUUGCUGACCACCAUUGCCUCGAUGCCGCUGGACAUGGCCAAAACGCGCAUUCAACAGCAGAAAAGCGGCGAGUACAAGGGCACCAUAGAUGUCCUAUUGAGGGUCUCUAGGAACGAGGGUUUCUUUUCCUUAUGGAAGGGUUUCACCCCAUACCUGUGCCGAAUUGGGCCGCACACCGUGUUCGCGUUCAUAUUCCUCGAACAGCUCACCAAGGCCUAUAAGCGAUUUGUGCUCGGUGACGAGUCGGAAUCGAAUAUUUGAGUUUGUUUCAUACUUUACUCAAAAUUUGCAGUCACCGCUUAUUCAUAACGUUUUUCAUCUAAACUCAAGGCAAGACAAGAGUUAAAAAGUUAUAUAAAGACAAAUUUGGGUCUUCGAAUCAGUUGAUAUGCUAUUAUUUUAAAUUAUAGUUUGAACUGCGGCUUUUUGCCUUGUCGUGAAUAAAAAACUAGGAGCAAGCAGCACCUCUAAUUUACAAACAUUCAAAAAUUUACAUUUAAGCUAUUAACUUCUAAAAUAUUGAUUUGGUUUUAAAAAUGUUUGUAUGAAUCGAUAGA